AGACCCCGACACACCUGGGUGAUUCACCAAGACGGCAUGAAGCCGCUGCGUUACUGGAAGGUCCUACAGAACGGUGGGUUAUCGAGGGAGCAGCCGCCUUCACGCCCUGAGCAGAUCUGGGACAACCCUCUGCUGCGCCCCGCCUUCGACACAAACACCACCACGGUUGUCAUCACCUCCACGGGCCGCGCCGCCUACCUGCACUGCCGCGUCAACCACUUAGGCAACAGAGCAGUGACGUGGCUGAGGAAGAGGGACGCCCACGUACUCACGGUCGGCCUCUUCUCGUACACGUCAGACCAGCGCUUCACGCCCCUGCACUCCGAGGGCUCGCCAGACUGGGUCCUCAAGAUCACCAGCCCGCAGACGAGGGAUUCAGGGAUAUACGAGUGCCAGGUGUCCACAGAGCCAAAGAUCUCUCGGGCCUUCAACCUUAGCGUCGUGGAGUCAAUGGCAGUCAUCGAGGGCUCCCGGGACAUCCACAUGAGCUCAGGCAACACCCUCAACCUCACCUGCUCCACCACCGAGCCAGCUUACCUGCCCUCCUACUUCUACUGGUACCACAACGGGGAGGUGGUGCACUACUCCGGCAAGAACGACGUGGCGGUGCACACGGCGGAGGGCACGUCGCGCCUCGGGGUGGCGGACGUGGGCCCCGAGCACUCUGGGAACUACACCUGCGUGCCCGAGAACGCCGCCCCCGCCACCGUCACCGUCUACGUGCUCAGAGCAGGCGAGCACCCCGCGGCCAUGCAGAGAGGCGAGAGCUCCACCGCCGUGCCUCGCGUCUCCUUCCUCAUCCUCCUCGCCGUCUGCUCCAUCCUCAUCGUCCUCGCCAGAUGAUGAGGUUCGCGGACACCCCACAGCAAAGACACGAACGACGACGACAACACCAGCUCCACGGCCUGAGCAUGAGGGUCACUUUCUCUGUGUCUGUCCGUCUGUUUGGUCUGUUUGCCUGUCAUGAAGUGGACAAACAGGCGCCCCACAGUAACUCGGGGAGGCGGCCGGCGCCGGGGUGGGUGGGCGAGGGCUGGCGGGAGUUUGUUUGGCAAGACUUGUGUGUGUGUGUGUGUGUGUGUGUGUGUGUGUGUGUGUGUGUGUGUGUGUGUGUCCAUGGAGACUUCGGCGGGCCAACAGGCUGACUCAUGUCCAGGCUAUUCGCGUUAUUGUGUGGCGGGAUGACUCAUUCCGAGGCUUCAUAUACCAAGAUGGCAGACGGCCUGACUUAUUGCCGGCACAAAUGACGACUGUUGUUUGGUAUUGUUGGUGGUCUUGUGACCUGCCUGAUUGGAUGGCUGACUGACUGGUGGGUAUGGUUAACUGACUGAGUGGGUGGAUGGACAUAAAGACUGAUUAAUUAACGGUAUGUGUGGUUAGUAGGGUGGUUUAGCAGAUGGAUGGUUGGCUGCCUGGUUGAUGAACUAUCUGGCAGGCUUGGUAGAGAAGGGGAUGGACGGGGUAAUGGAUGGCUGUUUUAUUAGAUGGCUUACUCCUAGCACGGACGAAUGGACAGUGCUUUAGUUGUACGGCGAGUUGGUGGACUGGUCGGCCGGCUGACUGGCGCGCUGACAAACUGGCCCUGUCAUGAGUUGGCCGGCGGAACGAAAGAACAUUUAGUGUUGAACCCGGAUGGGCCGCGCGGGAGGCCUUACCGACGGGCACGCAGAUGAAUGAACAGCGGCGGGACGGUCGAUGAAGCACUACGCCUGCGUGUUAAAAUUAAUUAAUCAGUGAGUGAAUACACGGCGCCAGGCAGACACGCAGCACGCACGGUCAUCAAUCAGCGUGACUCGAGUCUUUAGAAAAGCGUACGGCGCCCGAACGUUCAAUAUCCUACAGCGCUUAGCCACGGAAGUCACCCAUAACACCAGACAAUAAACCGCACGGAGCCAUGACGCCUAAUCCGUACCCAAGUCAACCAUGUCAAUCCUCCAACAACAGCUCCGGAAUGCCUCAGAAUCAGACAGAAAACCGGAGGGAGCCCAAACGUCCGAUGUCCUACAGUCAGAUGCGAGUUUCCUUCAUAACAGCGCUGGAACAGAAGUCAAGAUUCGGAGUUAGAAACGCAAGACAGUCCAAACUUCCAUACUCUACACCAGCCACAUGUGAGUCCUUCCGAACGACGCUAUAAUGGGGAAGGUUCACUAGUUUGUACGCAGCUUUCCAAUAAGUAUUCAUAUCAAGAAAAAACACUCUGAAAAACCUUACUGAGAUAUUAACGGAAAAUCUUGCCAAAAUAAACACAUUUUUUUUUAUAUAUGGUCUAGUUUAUUUAUACUUCAACAUACAUUUUAGGAUACACUUUUUUUUGGACUGACUGCAAAUUGGAAGGAUACGAAAAGCCAGCUCAAAAUAUCCCGUUUCUCAAAGUCAGGGAGAGGGAGAACGUGAUUUCCAGGGAGCGAAGUUACAAUUGGACAGCGUGGGUGGCGGGCGCGGCGGCUGCACCAAUUAAAGGCGCCACAUUCUCCCAGGUGCUUGUCAUCCUGCCAAUCAGCGGCCGCCACGUCAUGCAAUUAGUGUGGCCGCAAGUGAGGUGAUUGGUCAGGCCAGUCAGGGUGCCACUCAAGGUCUGGACACGGGCGUCAAAGGGCUCCUCAAAAUGAAUUAAUUAUCCCACGACGAGGAAAGACGAGCAGGCGAACGCAAAAACAGACAGACAAAUAGCUAGACGGACAACCAGAGAGACAGGAAAAUGACAAACGCUCGAAUACUCAGACGCAACGACGUAAAAUCCUUCAAACAGAGGCGGACACAAAAAAUAAAUAAAAAAACAUCAACAAUAUCCUUGAAGAUAAAUGAGACAAUUGAAGGAUCCCUCCCCACACAUACACGCCCCCUUACAUACAAUUCCGCCCCCCUGACCCCACACACACGCCCACACACACACACACACACACACACACACACACACACACACACACACACACACACACACACACACACUCCCAAAUGCACACACUCACGCCCACACAUACUUUCAACACUGCCUCGCCUCGCCUCCUCGCAAAACGUUAAGCCAUAAAUUCUGUAAUGAAGACCGGGACGUAAGCGCGAGAGACUUUCCCCAAAAAAAUUCAAGACACGCCGCGGAGAGCGAUCCAUCCACCAUCGUCUCGAGAAUGCGAAAGAAAACUCAUAAAUUUUACACCAGAAUUAAUGCUUUCCGAGAGUAUCCUACCGAAGAGAGAGAGAGAGAGAGAGAGAGAGAGAGAGAGAGAGAGAGAGAGAGAGAGAGAGAGAGAGAGAGAGAGAGAGAGAGAGAGAGAGAGAGAGAAACAUACAGACAGACAGGCAGAGUGCAUGUGUGAAGCGGUCGGUCACUCAGACAAAUUAACAAACACACAGACAGGAAGACAGACAGAUAGACAGACCCAGAGCACACGUACACACAUACAAACACACACACCCAUACCUCCCCCCCACACACAGUUACCAAUACCAAAGAGGGAGACAAAGAGAAGAAUGGAAGAGAGGAAGGAUAAAGAGAGACAGAGAAGAAUGGAGGAGAGAAAGAAUAUAAAUAGACAAAGAGGAAGAGAGAGAAGGAGGAGGGAGAAAACCAGACAGACACAGCAUCAAACUUUCGUCCCUUGAGAUUAUGAAGAGGAAAGAGGAAAAAGAAGAGGACGAAAAAGAGGAAGAAGAGGAGGAAGAAGACGCCUCGUGCUGUACCGUAUAACCCAGUCCGUCAAAAACAUUAUAAAAAAAAACACUGAACUCUUUUGAAUAUAUAGAAAAAAAACUUGUAAAUAUUUCCGCCACGACGAUGAGAGUAAAAGGUUCCGAUUCCUUUCGCUGUCGUCAGGUUCACUUCGUCGUGGGCUUGGUCUGGGCACCACCGAUCGACCGUUUCUCGUAUAUAUGAUCCGUAUUCAUGUACACGUUCCGGGUCGUGCAGUGGUGAGUCCUGCGGGGAGGCAUGACUGUUUGAUGUUCCGCUUGCCGUGUCGUGAAGCCUCGAAACUGUUUCAAAACCCUGCUUCACUGGUCCAAAGGUGAUGAAGCAAACUUAUCAUCAAGAGAAGCCAUUUUUUUAAACUUUGAGGUGGCUCGUAUCUUCUUCUCUACAAUGUUCCACGGAGAUAAGAUAAAAAAAAAGUUGUAUAUAGUCUGAAACUGCAUUUUAUACUCUGUACAAGGCAAGGCCGUGGCGCGAGUCUGUGUGUGUGUGUGCGUGUGUGUGUUUACUCAUCAAUUCUAUGUUUUUAUGGAGGAAGGGAAUAAAAGGGAAUAUAUAAAACCUACAAUCAACCCUCCUAACAACAGGCGGCCGAGUGUAUAUACGGUAGGGAGAAUAUUACUCUGUGUUUUUAUAUAGCCUAGAGUGUAUGUCACGUUUUCAUUUUCGGAUUUUUCAUUUUUCAUUUUUCAAAACCACUAACUUUUAUAUUCCAUCACGUCACCACCGUUUUCUUUCCCCCGCCUCACCCCGACCCUUCCACCGCCUCUUCGUUACACCCACGCUUACCCAACGUUUCCAUCCCACCUUCACGGCUUUACUGGGUUUGACUGCAUUAAUUUAUCGACUUCGUAGGUAAAGGUAUACAAUUAAGGCGAUAAGGUGGUAUAUGAUUAGUGUUCUCAGCUAACCCCCCAAAAGACUGCUGUUUCGUAGCUCUAAGACAAAUAUUAGUGUGUUAUUUGUCUAUGUGAUCAAUCAAUGGAAUAAAAUGUAUUUUUAGAA
Molecule: messenger RNA, 4690 nt
Organism: Eriocheir sinensis (Chinese mitten crab)
Lineage: Eukaryota; Metazoa; Arthropoda; Malacostraca; Decapoda; Varunidae
Product: limbic system-associated membrane protein-like
Exons: 7
Coding region: 37-843 (268 amino acids)
Biological process (GO): synapse organization
Cellular component (GO): neuron projection membrane
Source: RefSeq, a predicted model, not a curated record